AUGCAGCAAGCUUCAAACCAAAGCGGUCAGGAGGCAUUUUUGUGGCACAAGGAUGGUUACCUGGCUUAUGGCACUGUCAUGUUCUGCAUCCUAACCAUUGGUUUUGUUGGCAAUGGUUUAACUCUUAUUGUUUUGCACCAAAGAGAACAUCGUAACCGUGGUGUAAACUCUCUGAUGAUGAAUCUAGCCUUGGCGGACAUUUUCAUCGUCGCUUUAGGUUACCCGAUAGCAAUUCAAGCCAACCUUAGGGGGAAGUCUCUGGACAGGUCUCGAUGCAUCUGGUCUGCCUUUGUAAACGGUACCGUGGGUAUAGCGUCCAUCGCAACUCUAACCGAAAUGGUUUUCGUUCCGUAUUAUGGCCUGAGGCAAGUCAACUCUGAUACUAGACUAUCGGUGGGACAAAUCGUAUGUAUGAUCGCUAGCGCCUGGUUGUAUGGGGGUCUUUGUAUGGCUCCACCUCUUUUGGGCUGGAAUAGAUUCGUUCUUGCUGCCUCUAAAGUGAGUUGCUGUCCUGACUGGGCAGGAAGAUCAGCUUCGGACACAGCCUACAGUCUUCUCCUUGUUGUCUUAGGAUUUUUUCUUCCGCUUACUGUCAUGGUCCUGUACUACUACAAAAUUUACCGACUUGUUCAUCAAGCAAUUGUGCCAGGAAACAUCGCAGUGCAAAUGAGACGACGGUAUUCCAAACUAAAGAUAGUGCGCAUGACAGCGUUAUCUGUGGUCAUUUUUGUGCUAAGCUGGUCGCCAUAUUGUUUAGUCAGCCUCUUUGCAGUGUUCACCGGGAGGCAUGUAAUAACAUCCGGAGAGGCGGAAAUUCCCGAGUUGCUGGCCAAAGCGUCUGUCAUCUACAACCCUAUUGUGUAUACCAUCAAGAAUCGAAGAUUUCGAACAACGCUGCUUCGUAUCUUUCACGUAAGGCGGGUUAGAAACAAAGUGCAUUCGUUAACGAAUCAGUCGCGAAGUAGAGAUAUCCUUCAAAAUAGCACGCGUUGCUAUGGAAGCAAAACGAGUAAAGGCCACAACCCUAUACACAUCAUGAAGUUAAUUCCACGAGGUCCUCUUGCAGAACGGGUCGAGCAUCUACAUCCUCCAGGAGUUUGUCGAAACAUGGAGCGAGCUUCAAACCAAAGCAGUCAAGAGAUAUUUGUAUGGCAUAAGGAUGGCUACCUGGCCUAUGGCAUUGUCAUGUUCUGCAUCUUAACCAUUGGUUUUGUUGGCAAUAUUUUAGCUCUUCUUGUACUGUACCAAAGAGAACAUCGAAACCGAGUUAUAACCCCCCUGAUGGUCAACCUCGCGUUGGCAGAUAUCUUUAUAAUCGUGUUUGGAUAUCCGAUGGCAAUCCAAACUAAUCUCCGGGGGAAGCUUCUGGAUAGCAAAACUUGUGUUUGGUCUGGAUUCGUAAACGGUGCUGUUGGUAUAUCGUCUAUUAUCACACUUACUGAAAUGGUUCUAGUAUCCUACGUCGGUUUGAAGCAUGUACGCCCUACUGAACGACUGACAGGGCCGCAAAUCGCAUGUUUGAUUUCCAUGGCAUGGAUUUACGGAAGUCUCUGCAUGCUUCCUCCUCUGUUAGGGUGGAAUCGGUUUGUUCUUAACGCUUCUAAAAUAAGUUGCUGUCCUGACUGGACGGGGAAGUCAGUUGCAGAUACAACUUACAAUAUCUUCCUGGUUACGAUGGGUUUCUUCAUUCCUCUUACCGUCAUGGCAGCCUGUUACUACAGAAUUUACAGGAUUGUUCAUCAAGCCAUUGUUCCAGGAAAUAUUGCAGUGCAACUGAGACAACGGAACUCCGAACUUAAAAUAGUGCGCAUGACAGCAAUGGCCGUGACUGCUUUCGUACUCAGUUGGUCCCCUUAUUGUUUCGUCAGCCUCAUUGCAGUAUUUACCCAUAGACCUGUUUUAGCAUCAGGGGAAGCGGAGGUUCCCGAGUUGUUAGCCAAAGCAUCCGUGAUCUACAACCCCAUCGUGUAUACUAUCAUGAACAGUAGAUUUCGAGCAACACUUCUCCAAGUGCUGCGCUUGCGCAGGCGUCAAACUCCAGAUAACCGCAUCGUAGUAUUUCCAGCUCGUGAACGAAGUCGAAACGAUCUUUUAAAUCACGACAAUGUGGAAACAGAUAAGAAUAAAAAAGAGGUUUACAAAGGACAAAAACACCUACAAGUAACUUCCACUUUUGAAACAAGAGUUCAAAAAACUUUCAUUGUCGAACAAAUAUAGAGACGAUGAUGUUACCACCAACAGAAAAUCAGUCAAGUGCACUGUAACGCCACCAUAUUUCUGUUUGGUGGACAGUAAACGUUUUGCAAACUUUUAUACGACAAAUACAGGUGGUAGGUAUUUUCCUCAAUUCGGAAAUCAGCGCUCUCUUUUUAAGAAGAUUCAUCCAGAUGUGAUGAGAUAUAUUAUUACUGCUGAAAUAUCCAAAGGAAACAAAGAAGAGCAAAACCUAAGGAAUUGUGCCUUGAUGAUGUAAAAUUAGAUUCUUAUA
Molecule: messenger RNA, 2488 nt
Organism: Pocillopora verrucosa
Lineage: Eukaryota; Metazoa; Cnidaria; Anthozoa; Scleractinia; Pocilloporidae
Biological process (GO): phototransduction; cellular response to light stimulus; G protein-coupled receptor signaling pathway
Cellular component (GO): plasma membrane
Molecular function (GO): G protein-coupled photoreceptor activity
Source: RefSeq, a predicted model, not a curated record